This is a messenger RNA of Encephalitozoon hellem ATCC 50504, 672 nucleotides long. RefSeq names its product RNase PH-like exoribonuclease. Gene Ontology annotation, biological process: nuclear polyadenylation-dependent rRNA catabolic process; exonucleolytic trimming to generate mature 3'-end of 5.8S rRNA from tricistronic rRNA transcript (SSU-rRNA, 5.8S rRNA, LSU-rRNA); nuclear mRNA surveillance. The transcript has a single exon. Lineage: Eukaryota; Fungi; Microsporidia; Unikaryonidae. The record is from RefSeq and is a predicted model, not a curated record. Gene Ontology annotation, cellular component: nuclear exosome (RNase complex); cytoplasmic exosome (RNase complex). Bases 1 to 672 code for a protein of 223 amino acids.
AUGAUAGUGAAAAAUUUGGCAGGGAUUAAGGAAAGGUUUGACAACAGAAAGAUCGAGGAACUGAGAGAAUUCGGGGUUGAGAGGAUAUCAAAUUCUUGCCUCGUUAGGAUGGGAGCAUCCCAGCUGUUGGCAACAUUCCAGAAAAGCACGUCGAAGCCAUACAUUGACAGGCCCCAUGAAGGAAUAAUAAGCUUCAGUGCGUCUACUGGAGGGAAGAGAUACGAAAGAUUACUAAACUUCCUGCACAAGGUAUAUAUCAAGCAGAAGAGCAUUGAUUUGGAAAGCCUGUGUGUCAAGCUGAAUGAAGAGGUUGUAUUCAUUCACAUAGACCUGAGAGUUUUGUCAAGCGACGGAAACAUCUAUGGUCUUGCUGUUAAAGGGGUGAAUUCUGUUUUGGAGGCACUCGGUGUGAGAGUGAAUUAUGUUCCUCAGUGUUUUUCCUACUGUUCGAUCGGAAGUGUAAUUAUUACUGAUCCCUCAGAGGAUGAGCAAAAGGAGGGAGACUGGAAUUGCGUUAUUGUGAUGAAGUCUCCUAAAGAGAUAGUUCUUCUAGAGAAGGUGGGAAAGGAGUGUGAGAUAGAGAAUAUGCUUGAGGUUGUUGAGAGAUCUGCCAGAAGCUUUGUGAUGCGAAUUCCUGGAGCGGAAGGCUUGGAGGAGUGCAUGAGUGCUUGA